Messenger RNA from Cynara cardunculus var. scolymus (artichoke), 1122 nucleotides. RefSeq lists its product as uncharacterized. The transcript is spliced from 2 exons. The coding region runs from base 221 to 979 and encodes 252 amino acids. The record is from RefSeq and is a predicted model, not a curated record. NCBI's taxonomy places the organism in Eukaryota, Viridiplantae, Streptophyta, Magnoliopsida, Asterales, Asteraceae.
AAAGAAUAAACAUUUCCAAGUUGUGGAAUAUGACCGUCGUUAUCCACCCAACACUUUCCCACCAACUCUCCUUGACAAAACAAAUCAAUCAGUCAUGCCCACUUUCAUUUACCUCAUUCAGACCCUCUAUUAAGACCAUAACCAUCAUACAUUCAACCCCUUCCCCCCUCCCAACAACACCAUUAACCCACUUCAGAAAUCAAGAAAUCAAGAAACUGAAAUGGGUUGGACUUGGAAGGAAGAAUACUUGGAUUUGAUCUUGGUUCCAUUUGGGUUCUUCAUCAUGUGCCUCUAUCAUCUCUUCCUUCUCUACAGAUACCUCAAACAUCCUGAAACCACUGCAAUCGGCUACGAAAAUCACAACAAAAACGCUUGGGUCAAGAAAAUGCUUCAGUUUGAUGCGAAAGAUAGAGGGUUUGGUAUAUCUGUUCUGAACAGCCAUUUAUCAGCCUCAACCUCCCUCUGUUCAAUCUCUUUAGUUCUAUGUUCCCUAAUUGGAGCUUUACUUGGCAAUUCAUCGAGCACCUUGCUUACAAGCAGUUUCAUAUUAGGGGACACAAGCAAAUCCACAAAUUCCAUCAAAUACAUCGCCAUUUUGUCGUGUUUUCUUCUGGCUUUUGCUUGUUUUGUGCAAACCACAAGGCAUUUUGUUCAUGCUUGCUUUCUCAUCAGUAUGCCAACUGGUGAUGUCCCUCUUGAUUGCAUUCAAAAAGCAGUGAUAAGAGGGAGCAAUUUCUGGGCACUUGGAUUACGAGCACUUUACUUUGCGACCACUUUGUUGUUGUGGAUCUUCGGGCCGAUUCCGAUGGUGGUUGGUUCGAUUGCUGCGGUGAUGAUUUUGUAUUUUCUGGAUAUCAACAAGGAUCCGAUGAUAAGGUAUGGGGGAAACAAGAAUGGUGGCCAUUUUUUGCAGAAGAUUGAGCAGGAAAUAACUUCUGUAGUUGGGGUUUUUGAACACGAUGGAAUUGGAAGGCAAUAGAGAAAUGGAUUCAUGGAGUAUUGGGGAUGAAAGAUCGAAUCUUGGAAGUGUUCUUGAUGAUUUUUGGUCUCUUUUCUUGAUUCUGAUCAUGGUAUUGGAGUUAUGUUUAUAAUAACAUUUGAUUUACUCGAUUUGUUUGGUUU